AUGUGCUGGGUACAACACCAACGACAUACAUUGGCUGGUGCCAAACUUUGCACUCAAUGGCGUACGACACCGUUGCCUAUGGAUGUCAUGCCAUCCGACAUGCAGAUAGCUUUGGAACUGCUGCCAAGUGUGAGAUUAGUCAGUGUAGAGCAUCUUUCAGCUGGUGCAUACAAGUACGAAUCGACUGUCACCUUCACGUCACAGGUUCCACAAACUAGCCCGACGUCUCCACUUCUUACAGUAAACGAUCGACUAUUGACUCCGAACGGUGCUGGAGCUGAUCUCUUUUUAAGCGCUAAAAAAACAUCAGUUGAUCAUGGUCUUUAUAACUACAGCAUCUGUCACCUCGACACUGGCAGAAAAUAUUUUGUGCGGGUGGCUGGAAUCAAUGACCGUGGAGCUGCUCGUCCGCUCUCGCCUCAGCGUUUAGAGUUCUCGUUUGAUCAAAUGCGGGCUUCUGGAGGACUUGAUGUCGACGGUUACCGUAUCGAGGCUGAACUCAAUUCGCAAUUCACCACGCCAUCUAUUAAUACACGAUUAUUUCAUGGCAGAAUGACGCAUCAAGGAGACGCAUUAGCAUCAGCACAAGCGCUUGCAGCUGGAUCUGCCUCGCUUCACGACAUAUUCUCUAAUGGUGAAAGAGUGCGUAUUCAAAAUGAGCAAGUAACAGUUUGUCUCGACAGCAACGUGGCGUGGCAGCUUUAUAAAACUGAUACGGGGCUCACAGUUGCUGGAUACACAGGGACAAUUAUCACGCUCUCGGCUCCACUAAGCUUAGCCCUUCAGUCUGUGGUGAAUUUAGGUACCCAGCUCACAGUUGGUAUAACUGCAGCAGGUCCAGCAGACCCGGCAGCCUGUCAGGCUGUUGUUACGCGUUGCUCCAAUCACUUGUUCUCGUACGAUACGAUAACGGCAACAAUUUCCUUGUCGACGUCUCUUGAUAAUCGUCUGGUGGAUGUCAUUGCGGCAAACACCUGGAUUUCCAAUGGAUCAACGCUCGAGAGUGCAGCGACGUGUCGUACCCAGUUGACGGCAGUAACAAUGACAACAUUGACGCUGGACCAUCAAUGUGUCGAAGCUGCAACCAAGUUGGGGACGGGAAAUCCAAACAUCUACGUACAUCGAGAACUGGCGUUGCUGCCGUUGUGCGAGCGGCAAGAUCUUUGGAAAGUAUUAAGUGCGUCAAGUAUUGCUUCGCUUCUUGCUAAUCUCGAUGCGUCAGGAGGACGCGAGCCAUUGCCAGUUUUUCGUAUUGCAGAGAUGAAGCUGAUGAAGGAGGUGACAAUAAAUUGCGGUGACUAUAUUCGUCUGGGCGGAGCAUAUAAUGAUAGACAAGACGACGAAGCCCUUGAAGCAUUGGCGACGUCUCGCAUACGUGGCAAGUGUGACACAAACGGAUGCGAUUGUGUGCGGUUCGCAACAGCUCGUCUACAGCUUGGACGUUUGAAAGAUUCGACGGUUGCGGUCAGUCUAGUACCAAGACUUGAUCUUCUCCAUGGAGGAUUCACGCGCGACAUUCAGCGAAUCGUUUUGACAGUCACGGGUCCCAGUGUAACCUAUAAUGUUGGAGGAUAUCGAGCUCAGUUUGGUAACGAAAUAAGCUCCUGUGUUCUAGGCACAGGUGGCAACGGAGGUGCUUUCUUAAAUGAUGAUGUUGGGUGCUUAGUGUGGGCAUCUGGUCCACUUGCAAGUGACGCAGCUCGAGAUAAGCUACCAUCAGAACGAGAACUCGAAAACUUUGCUGGAAUCGACGAAGUCCGUGUGAAACGUGCUAUCACUGAGACGUCAGGAGCUCGUGUGACGGUCGAAGACAGUGGAAUUCACGGGGGUACAACCGUUUAUUGUGAUCAUGAUGGCUUUGUGACCAUUCAUCAAGCCCCCACAACUCCUGCCAUCUCGUUCGAUGCCAGUGACGCAGAUGUCAAGGCUGCGCUAGAGACCCUUAGAGCUGUAAGCAACGCUGACGUUUCGCGUCAAGUAAACAAACCCGGCUACGACUGGCGUAUUACGUUUGUUGAGUUUGCUGGGUCAGAAAAAUAUAUUCAGUCAAGUAACAUCAUCACCCGUUUCCAACGUCUUGAGCUUGCCACAAAUUUGCUGACAAGUGGCGGUGGUGUUCCGAUUUACACGCGCGUACCUGGUCCAGUGCGUCUAGCAACCACUGAUGUUUUGUCCCAGCUUCUUUUGCACGGUGCUAUUUCAACCGCAGAAAAACCGUGUGCAGUGGUACACGCAGUUGAGGCGGCAUCGCAGAGCGUGACAGAAGAUGUUGCUACAAUAACGGUCUCAGCUCCAAAGGCUGGACCUAACACAUUUCUCUCUGGUAUAUUCCGCGUAGGCUUUGACGGUCAAUGGAGCCCAGAGCUUCCGUACGAUAUCUUGGCUGCUAAUAUGCAAGCGGCACUCGUAGCUCUAUCUACAAUUGAUAAUGUCUUGGUAGCUCGUGAGUUGACGGCAGGCGGAUAUACGUGGCUCGUGACUUUUUUGCAGCGCAAAUACGGCGGUAACCAACACAAGCGCUGGUUAUCUCCGCUUGCAAUGCGCGCUCCGUUCGGUUAUAAGCUAGAGCAUCUUGCUACACUUGUGGUACUACGUGCUGCUGUUGAUACCACACCAGAGCUGCAGCAUCUCCUGUUUGGCUUUGAGAUAGGCUUGAUAUCAGGCAUAGCGAACGCAAAAGAUUUGGCGACAGCGGUUACGGCUUUAGGCGUUGCUGGAAGCGUGAACGUUCGUUUUCGAGACCCAGCGCAGACAACGGUUUGCUCUGCGAGUGCGACGACUAAAGGGCUGACAAUUGAGUUUGUGUCGGCACAAGGCCACAUGCCACCGUUUGUUGCUACGAGCACAACUGCUGUUGGCGUCACAUUCAGGGAAUAA
Plasmopara halstedii is the source of this 2877-nucleotide messenger RNA. RefSeq names its product PROTEIN R07E4.1, ISOFORM A. The record is from RefSeq and is a predicted model, not a curated record. Lineage: Eukaryota; Oomycota; Peronosporomycetes; Peronosporales; Peronosporaceae. The coding region runs from base 1 to 2877 and encodes 958 amino acids. The transcript has 12 exons.